Molecule: messenger RNA, 525 nt
Organism: Drosophila willistoni
Lineage: Eukaryota; Metazoa; Arthropoda; Insecta; Diptera; Drosophilidae
Exons: 2
Coding region: 78-248 (56 amino acids)
Source: RefSeq, a predicted model, not a curated record
UGAAAACAAAAACUAAUUUACCCAAAUUCACAUAUAAAAAACACAGAAAUUGCUAAAACAAUAUAUACAAAAACCUUAUGGGCAGUGGCAGCAAUAUUGUCACCCAAUUGGCAAGAAAGUACGGUGCAGUGGUUUUCUUUCCUACUGUAGCAGUUGGUUCCAUUUACGCCGAUUGGUCGCAUACUCGAGAGUGGAAGCGCCAGAAACAACAACUGGCACGCAGCGAACAACUAAAGAGUCAAAGCUAAGUUAACGUCAAAUCCACAAUUUGUACUCAGCAACAACAUGGUUCUGGGUCUGGAUAAACGAAUUCUAUGGGCGGGUCUGCCUCUCUUGGGCUUUGCCAUUGGCCAUUUUCUUGACAAGAAGGAGACGGAACGUAUGACAUUGUUCCGGGAUAAGAGCGCUUUGUUUGGCCGUCCGGAAGGCAGCGAGAAACAGGAGCCCUCCUGGUGAUAAAGAUAACUAAACAAAAUGUUUUCUUUUUCUUCUCCCAAAUAAACUGUAGAAUUAUGGUCAAGUGAA